This is a messenger RNA of Staurois parvus, 299 nucleotides long. The record is from the annotation of a GenBank genome assembly. Lineage: Eukaryota; Metazoa; Chordata; Amphibia; Anura; Ranidae.
UUAACCUCUUCACGCCGGCCGAACGCAAACGUGCGGCCUCCCGACGUCUGGGCCUAGACACCGAGCAGCCGCAACAUUUGCGUUCUAUUGAAAAAGGACAUAUGUGCCAAGAGUGCACGCCCUAGCUUGCUCCAGCACACAUGUCCGGUACUCACGGAAAGGUCCCGGUCUCCUCUUUCGAUCGGGAACUUUCCCGAUCAUCUGUGGACCGCCGGGGUCACAUGUCCCUAAAACACCGCCCGUCCCGUCUUCUGAAACUCUUAAAGGGCCGGGAGUGGCGCCAGCGUUGAAGGGGUUAA